GAACAACAUCUUCUAAAUACCUCAACAUUCAACCACAUCUUCACACCACACCACACUAAAGAGACGUCAAAUAUCAGUGUUUACUUCCCACUCAAUUGUAUUUGCACUCAAAAUUUCAGAACAAAAUCACAUCACCACCCACCAAACCCAAAAAUGUCUUCAUCAAACUCCAACAUCCACUCAGACAUCUUCACCACACCAUCUACCAACAACAACGAACAAGACAACUUCGCCCAAACCAAAGAAGAUUUCGACAUCUGUUCGAUUCCCGACUCUGAUUCCGAAGAAGGUAUCACAAUAUAUUAUCAAACUCCCGAGUCAAGAAAGAGAGUUUCUGGAUCUCCAACUCAGAGAACCGGAUAUGAGAAUAUUACUUGUGAUUCUCCUCUUCCAACUGUAAAUGAAGAUGAUUUACAAGAUCAAGAAAUAUUUGACGCUAUCACACCAAUCCGAGAUUUUAUACCAAGUAGAUUGUCGACUCCGACAACUGAUGAGCUGAUUAGGUAUAUCAACGAUACUAAUCUCUUAGGAGUUAACAAUAACGAAUCUACUACAGAUUCUCCAACUCCUCCCGAGAAAAGGGAAAAAGAGCUCUCCAGACUCCGAGAAGUGAUCACUCGAUCCAAAAUCUCAGAUCUUCAUCAUACAGCCCAAACCCGUCCAUCUACAUUCAUAGAAUCGACAUUUCUCACAGAAGUACAAACUUUCGCAGCUCAACACCCAUCCAGCACUCCUCGCGUUUGGGAUUUCGCAUCGCAGGGAGGGUUGGAGGUGUAUGAUAAUUACCUCCAUAUUAUGCAUGGCGGAAUGAUAGAAUGGGAUAGAGUCGGCAAUUCUAAUGCUGAAGAUGAAGAAAACUUCCAUCCCGAACCAUCUUCCGGAGAAGAAGCAGACGAUGAAGAAUAUCCACCCAGACAUUCCUCUCCACGGGCUCCUGUAUUAGGAAAGCGGGAUACGCGAGAUCUUCCACAGAUCGAGGAACUAGAACAAACGGAAUCGUUUUUCCAGAUUGCGCCACGAUUUUUCUCGCGCACGUUGCAUACAGCGGAUUUCGGAAUCGGUAAUGCAUCAAGCAUCCCCGUCAUUCCCGCUCCAGAUAUCCAACUCCCCAUUCCCGAACUCCCGAGAGAAAUUUCCCACGCGUAUCAAUAUCCCCGUGUUGAUGCCUGGCCUAUCAUCGCUCUCGCACACAAUAUCCCUCUUUUUCCUACACAUCUCCUCACGCGUUCGUCUCUUGCGCAACUAUCGCUCUGUGAGAAAUCCGCACAGUUGGAAGAUGGAUAUUCUGAUUCCGUGCUUGAUCAAUGGGCAUUAAGUCAACAUCGAUUGUUUCUCUGGAUCAAUUCCGGGGCGUUGGAGGAUGGGAUUGAUGGGGGGUUUGGUAGAGCUGACAGUGUGGAUCUUCUGCUUGGAUUGGAGGAGAGUAGUGAGAUUUGGGAUUAUGAGGAUGUGGAGGUUUUUUCGAGGAGGCAGCAGGGGGGGUUUAGAAGGUGUUUGGAGUGGGUUUGGGAGGUUGAGACGGAUGGGAAUGGGGAUGAGGAGGGGAGUGUGGGAUGUUGGGGGGUGUUGUCAGAUGAGUUGUAUGAUUCUUUUGGGGGGGAGGAAAUUCUUCAUCGAUCUGUUAGUAUGGUUGAUGAGGAAGAGGAGGAGUAUGUUUCAUCCUCAUCCGAAUGCAUAGAAGAAGAAUACGAUGCAGAAGGCGAGAAAGAAGAACUCGGCUUAAGAUUCACAUCGCCUGCAAUUUUCCCCCCGGAGAACGGAAACAUAAACACCAAGGACGAUCCGCGGCUCGGCAGAGUAGUGAAUAUUUUCCGCACGCGCGCACUCCAGCGAUUAGGGAUCAGAAAUCAGGAUUCGCCGUUUCGACAGCCGAUUCCGCAUACUGUGUUUAGAGAAAAUGGAAUUCGUGCGGUGGAUUAUGCGAGGGCGAAUGCGAUGGAGAGGUUUGAGAGGGUGGCGGAGGAGUUUGCGAGGAGGGGAGGUGGAGAGGGAGAUAUGGGACAGCUGGUAUUGAGUCUGGGUAUGGAUUCGAGAUUUGGUUGUGCGGAGGUCCAUAUGAGAGGUGGUACGGGAUCUGAAGACUCCGGAAAGGGAUCACAUGAUAAAUCACCUCCCACGGGACCCAAAGCAAACCCCCCAAAUCGGCAUCCCCAUCUGCAUCCACGACUGCAAGCCCACCUCAACAAACUUGCCCAGAAAAUCCCACCCCAGCUCUCCCUCCCCCACGCCAUCAAAACGCUCAAUCAAAAACUCCUCCUUCAUUCUAGCACUCCCAAUCUGCUUAUCCACGCCACGAAAAGCUUCCUCCAACUCCUCCCCUUCCUAUCCCCCGCAUCCAUCCUCGCAACCUCCAAUCACAUGCUCCAAGCCCACAAACCCAUGUCUCAAAAAAUCCUGCACGGAAUCCUACUAGUUCCCGCAGAGAUCGAGGCCCUGCCCUCGCGAGCCCGCGAUGGGAUUGAGAAAAUGAGGAAAUGUAGGGAAGGGCGGAGGGAGAGACAGAUAGAACGAGCUGCGAGGUUGAGAGAGGCGAGGAGGAAUGGGAAUGCUGGGGCGGAGGAGGUGGAUGAGGGGUUGUUGACCCUGGAGGAACGCAUUUGGAGGAGUAUGAAGGAGAAUGCAUUUAGGAAGCGGAGGGCUUGGGAGUAUGAGAGGGAGAGAAAGGAGGAGAAUGAGGUGGAGGGGAAGAAAAAAUGAGUGGUGUGCUGUGGUGUAGUUUGAUGUGAUAGAUUUAUGGAUCUACCAUUUUGAGUGCGGAGAAACAGACUUUUUUUUCUUUCAGAUAUUGAGUCUGCAUAUCCUAAAGACUGGUUCCGUCAAAGUUUUAGUAUAGAAUGCAAAUACAAAAUCGAUUGACUAAUCUGUAAACCUUCGUUUUCAAUAAUCAUUUUGAAAUAGUUAUGUUGAAACAUUGAUUUGAAUCCUCUUAUAAAUGAAC
Messenger RNA from Botrytis cinerea B05.10, 2938 nucleotides. RefSeq lists its product as hypothetical. The transcript has a single exon. NCBI's taxonomy places the organism in Eukaryota, Fungi, Ascomycota, Leotiomycetes, Helotiales, Sclerotiniaceae. The coding region runs from base 154 to 2697 and encodes 847 amino acids. The record is from RefSeq and is a predicted model, not a curated record.